UCGCAACAACGCCUUCGAGCCGAGCAGGUUUCGGUGAUUGGACGAGACGAUAGUGCAAAUUAUCCAGUGUGGGCACAAAGAACUGUGCAGUGCUAAUUGGAGUAAAAUGGCGCUGUCGUCUGCAGGAGGAACAAAGAAGAAAGUGUGCUAUUAUUAUGAUGGCGACGUAGGUAAUUAUUACUAUGGSCAGGGUCAUCCCAUGAAACCCCACAGGAUCCGUAUGACCCACAACCUCCUGCUCAACUAUGGACUGUACAGGAAGAUGGAGAUAUAUAGACCUCACAAGGCCAAUGGAGAGGAGAUGACCAAGUACCACAGUGACGACUACAUCAAGUUCCUGCGUUCCAUCCGGCCAGACAACAUGUCAGAACACAGCAAGCAGAUGCAGAGAUUUAAUGUAGGAGAGGAUUGCCCAGUGUUUGACGGCCUGUUUGAGUUCUGUCAGCUCUCAACGGGAGGCUCUGUCGGUAAG
Messenger RNA from Salvelinus sp. IW2-2015, 472 nucleotides. Its product is annotated as probable histone deacetylase 1-B. NCBI's taxonomy places the organism in Eukaryota, Metazoa, Chordata, Actinopteri, Salmoniformes, Salmonidae. The record is from RefSeq and is a predicted model, not a curated record. Gene Ontology annotation, cellular component: NuRD complex; nucleus. Gene Ontology annotation, molecular function: histone deacetylase activity. Gene Ontology annotation, biological process: negative regulation of transcription by RNA polymerase II.